AUGUCGAAGACACAUCUUAACAUCGUUGUGAUCGGCAGCGCCGGGUCCGGCAAGUCGAUGACGAUUGGUUAUCUCAUCUCCACAGAAGGGCAAUACGAAGGGUUGGCCCAGCUGAUCCAGGAGCACGUCGCUUCCGCGCCAUACACACCCGCUAAGGACUAUGCGAAGGCCAUUAAUGAAUAUGCGAGCAGAGAAAACGGGGACCCCGAUGCAAUCCCGUCAUGGAACAUGGAAACACCGAAAUAUACAAUUACGCUUUAUGAAAUCCCCGAUCUGGAUUCCUUCCAUCACAACGUUUCAACUGGCAUCAUCCCCGCCGACUGCGCCCUCCUGGUGAUUUCCGCUUCUUCUGGGGAGACCAUUGGAGAAAGCGAGAAUGAUCAGACCAUCCAGUUUGCUGAACGCGCCCACGAGUUAGGCAUUCCCCAGAUCGCGGUCGCGGUUACCAAACUGGACACCGUGCGCUGGGAUGGGGGGCGUUUCAACGAAAUAUUCAAGGCAACGGUGCAUGAGCUGAAACACAAAGCCAAAUAUAACCCCAGGGUUGUAGCGGGUUUUCCUAUUGCCGCUGCUCACGGGGACAACAUGUUGGUAGAGUCCCCGAAUCUGCCGUGGUACAAGGGUUGGACAAAGCAGGUAGGCGAUAGUGUCAUUAAGGGUAAAACCCUCCUAGAUGCGAUCGAUGGUUUCGAGCCUCCUGUUCGUCGCAGGAACUGA
Messenger RNA from Aspergillus nomiae NRRL 13137, 717 nucleotides. RefSeq lists its product as uncharacterized. NCBI's taxonomy places the organism in Eukaryota, Fungi, Ascomycota, Eurotiomycetes, Eurotiales, Aspergillaceae. The record is from RefSeq and is a predicted model, not a curated record. Gene Ontology annotation, molecular function: GTPase activity; translation elongation factor activity; GTP binding. Bases 1 to 717 code for a protein of 238 amino acids. The transcript has 4 exons. Gene Ontology annotation, biological process: translation; translational elongation.